AUGCACCUCUCCACGCUCGCAGCAGCCGUUGCUGCUCUGCUCGCGUCGCCCACCCAGGCCGAAUGCUACACCACGGGCGAGCUGUGGGCGGAGCAAAAGAGCGACGCCUGGUGGGUGGUGCAGGGCAUGUGCACGCCGCAGUACGUCUCGGGAUAUUUUGCCCCGGACCAGACAAAGUACAAGUGCAUCGACCUGGCCGACGGCAAAAAGGGCGAGUUUUGGGUCCAGUGGCGCGGCCAGGGCAGCCAGGUGCUCAGCGACGGCGACUGCGUCGCUGGGCUCCUCAACGAGGUCAACGGUUGCGACCUUGGCGGCGAGAGUGUUCACUUUGGCUGGUAUUUUCGCUCUGAUCCUAAUUCGGGCAACUGUUAA
Messenger RNA from Pyricularia pennisetigena, 372 nucleotides. RefSeq lists its product as uncharacterized. The coding region runs from base 1 to 372 and encodes 123 amino acids. The record is from RefSeq and is a predicted model, not a curated record. Lineage: Eukaryota; Fungi; Ascomycota; Sordariomycetes; Magnaporthales; Pyriculariaceae. The transcript has 2 exons.